Molecule: messenger RNA, 300 nt
Organism: Tetrahymena thermophila SB210
Lineage: Eukaryota; Ciliophora; Oligohymenophorea; Hymenostomatida; Tetrahymenidae
Product: transmembrane protein, putative
Exons: 1
Source: RefSeq, a predicted model, not a curated record
AUGAAGAACAUUUUUAUUGCUUUCGGUGUCCUUGCUCUGCUCUCAACAGCUGCUCUCGUUUAUGUCCACAACCAAAACCAAACCGAAUUAGAAAAAUUCCACAUUCACUUCCCUCAUCACCUCCCUCACAUUCACGUUCCUAAGCUUCACUUGAAAAAUAUUGGUUCUUGUCUCAGUACUGUUUAUGGUGCAGUCAGCUAAUGUGGUGCUGCUUACGAUUCUGCAGGAGCUAAUAUUACUGGAGACAUUGGUUGUGUUAAAAAUAUCCUUAAUGUAAAGAAGUGUGGUCAUAUUUUCUGA